Molecule: messenger RNA, 768 nt
Organism: Xiphophorus maculatus (southern platyfish)
Lineage: Eukaryota; Metazoa; Chordata; Actinopteri; Cyprinodontiformes; Poeciliidae
Gene: rabl3
Product: RAB, member of RAS oncogene family like 3
Exons: 8
Coding region: 33-734 (233 amino acids)
Biological process (GO): intracellular protein transport
Cellular component (GO): endomembrane system
Molecular function (GO): GTPase activity
Source: RefSeq, a predicted model, not a curated record
UGUUGUUCUUCCGGUACUCUUCGUCAUCAGAAAUGGCUUCUCUUGACAGGGUAAAAGUGUUAGUUUUAGGAGAUUCUGGGGUUGGCAAAUCUUCCUUAGUCCAUUUAAUAUGUCAGAAUCAGGUUUUUGGAAAUCCAUCUUGGACUGUUGGCUGUUCUGUGGAUGUACGGGUUCAAGAUUACAAAGAAGGAACCCCUGAGGAGAAAACUUUCUACAUUGAGCUAUGGGACAUUGGAGGAUCAGUUGGCAGUGCCAGCAGUGUCAAAAGCACCAGAGCAGUCUUCUACAAUUCAGUAAAUGGAAUAAUAUUGGUACACGAUUUAACAAAUAAGAAAUCUUCCCAAAAUCUCUACCGCUGGUCAAUGGAAGCUUUGAAUAAGGAUUCCUCCCCAACAGGAGUCAUUGUCUCAAAUGGUGAGUAUGACAGAGAACAGUUUGUUGAGAACGCAGUGCCUUUGCUGCUGAUCGGAACAAAGUUUGACCAGAUUCCAGAGAACAAACGCAGUGAAGUUCUCACUAGGACGGCCUUCCUUUCUGAAGAUUUUAAUGCAGAGGAGAUCAAUCUUGACUGCACAAACCCAAGAUACUUUGCUGCAGGCACAUCAAAUGCUGUGAAACUUAGCCGUUUCUUUGAUAAGGUAAUAGAGAAGAGAUAUUUCACCAGAGAUUCAAGUCAGAUGACAGGCUUUACUGACAGAAAAAGGUUCAGCUUCAAAAGUUUGCACUAUGACUGAGUUCCAUGAAUGCAACAGUGGUGGUCUGUGGUUG